GCCCUAGUUCCGCUCCAGACAGAGGAGAGGGGAGAGGCGGAGGCCAAUGGCGCCGAGGCCUAGCGCCUGCCUGGCCCCUCCUUGGGCGGGGCGUUGGCGUAGCAACCGGGGCCGAGGCAGGACGCUUCCUUGCCCGGCGGCUCCGGCCCAAGCGCCAGCACCGCCGCCCCAAAGUCUUGCCCAGAGGCCUCGGCAGGCACAGAAUCCCUCAGCAUGCUCAGAGAUUUACCAGCCUCUGAGUGUAUAGUCCUUGAAGGAUUACAGAAGAACCAAUGCUGCCCCCCCUCCAGCCCUACAAAGUCUCCAACCCCAAUUUAUUCCUUAAUAUUCUCUGGAAAUGACCAUUUUGAUACUUACAAGGGAAUAGGUUGUCCAAGAGGAUGGAGAUGGUGGAAACAACCCAGUCUGACCUCAUCAAUAUUACAGGAUCCUUUAGGAAAAUGGACUCCCUUCUUUUGGACAGCUUGGUGGAGGAGCCUAAGAAAGGCGCUUAUGUUCCCAACCACCUUCUCGAAUCCAAGAUUUAUACAAAGCUUUUAAGAAAUGAUGUCAUACAGGCUAAACCUGCCAUAAUGCAUUUUGGAGGUUAUGAAAUAGAAAAACAUCACCAACAAGUACUGAAACUUGUAAAUAUUUCUGGUGAUCUCAUAAACAUCCAUAUUCUUCCACCAGAGACAAAGUACUUCCAGAUCAAAUACACCAAAACACACCGGCUUGUCCCUGGCUUGUCGUUUACAGUUAUGGUUGAUUUCUGUCCUGAUGAAUGGCGAUACUAUUAUGACUGCAUCCGAAUCCAUUCUCAGGGAGAUGACACACUGCUGGUUCCUUUGCACGCCUAUCCUGUGAUGAACACUGUAGAGUUCCCAUCCUACAUUAGUUUGUCUGAUGUUCCCCUGGGACAAUGCAAGAAAUAUGUGAUCCCUCUGCAGUGCAGCUGUCCCAUAGAUUUUGAAUUCUGUGUUGAUUACCUUCAGCCUCACAAAGCCUUUACAAUUCACCCAACAUCUGGAAUAAUUCCAGCCAAUGGGAAAACAGAAGUGGUAGUUACAUUCACACCAUUCGAAUAUGGCAUAGUCCAGAUGAAAAUGCAGUUGUGGAUUUCACAGUUUAACUCAAAACCUUAUGUGUGUACAUUCACAGGAACAUCGAUGUCACAGCCCAGUUUAACAAAGGAAGAUUUUGAUAAGCAAGAAAAAAUACUGCAGAAAACACAAAAAAGUCCUGAAAGAGAAGUGGUACGCCUACCACAGAGGACAGUAUCGCCAAAACAUAAGCACCUCAGUUCCAUAUACAAAAUUCUGCCCAUCAAAUAUAAAAAUUUGCACUUCCCAGCUGACAUGUCAAAUCAUUCUGCUGUGGCAACUGUUUUGAUUCAAGAGCCAGGGAAAUUAAAGAUAAAGCGCUUAAGAGAAGUCCUAGGAGGACAAGGUGAUGGAGCUCAAACAAGGCAGGUGAAAGAAGCUGUUUUUGAACUGAAAGUUAAACAGGAAAUGCAAGACGAGUUAACAAAUCAACUGAAAUGGCAAGUUCAUUUAGGCAAAGAUCCAAUGUAUCCAACUUUUCAGAGGCAACUUCUCGAUGACCGACGGAGAGAAGAAGAACUGUACAAGAUUAAAAGAGGAGAUCCCAUUCUAGAGAAAGAAUUUCAAAGGAAGUAUGUUGAAAUCUCUCCCAAACGGAUCAUCCGAGACAUCAGCGAGUGCCCCAAAUUUCAGCCUACAUUUGAUCUCCUGCUUAAUAACCCUUGGCGCCACAGGCACUGGACUCUGCGGAGAUUCCAACAAGCUGCGCGAAAGAUCCUGCUUCAAUGCCGGCUCAAAAAUGUGAUAAAAAGGCUGCAUGGAGUAUUUAAGGCUAUUAAAGCACAAGAGAUGGAGGAUGCAUUCAUAUCAGAAUGCAGUAGCUUCAAAACACCCAGCAUAGCAGCCAUAAGUGAGGAGAAGAGAGUGUCUUUUGUCCUGACUGCCAGUCGUGUACUGCCUUCCGAAUUCCCCACUUACAAUCCUCCUCGAUGGGCUGAUGAUCUGGCACCAGAGGUUCUUGGUAUUGUUCCUGUGAAGUCUGCACAAGUUAAAAUCAAACAACUUCACCACUUCUAUGAACUAAAGGUCCCUCAGCAUUUCAUGCUCAUGGGAUAUCAGCCAUUUUGCAUACACCAGGCAGCAACCAGUUACAGUAUUCCAAAGUAUUCUCAAACUCUGAAGAUAGGUGCAGAGGAAGAGCUUAUCCCAGUCAUACCUGUUUCAGAAGAAAAACUCCAGUUGGACUUGAUAGCAGGAGAGGAGGAACUAGACACCUCUCUGCUUAACAUUAAAGCUCCUGAAACGUUGUUGCAUCCUCCAAAUGAUUAUCCACUUCAAGUUUUUAAUCCUAGCCCAGGACUGUAUGAGUUCAAGUCACCGUUACCUUACACAGAAAGUAGCAUCGAGUAUCAUAUUUGCCCUGUUCCAAAAUAUACACUCACAAGGAAAUACCCACUAAAAUCCAGCAUUCCAGUUAAUCAAAAGAAAUUCCUCCACCACAAGGAAAUAAUCCCUGGUGUAAACAACUGGAAGAAGUUCCCUUCAGUGAUUAAUUCGAUUUUACCUAAUGUGCCAGCUCUGAAUGGCAUACCAGUACCAUUCUGCACUGAUCCCUAUAAUGAAGAAAUGAUGCCAAAAGAUGUACCUCCAAUUCUGGAUGAUUUACCAGAGCAAGACAAGGAAAAUGUGAUUGAUGAAGUGACAGAAGAUAAAGAUGCAGUCUUACUUACACCAGAAAUGAUAAAAGCUGAAUUUCCACAGAUCGAUGUACCAGCAGAUGAUAGUAAAGUACAAAAAGAAGGAAGUGAUGCAAAUGGAGAUCUUAAAGUUGCUUCCUGCAUGUCUCUGAACACUGCAAUACCUAUUUCCAGAGAUGUAAGGGAUAUUGUGGACUGGUAUGUUCAAACACAGAGCAACAUAUUUGGACAAAGAGUUGACGAAAAUAUGGAGAAACUUAAAGAGAAGGCCAUUCAGAAGAGCCUAAUCCUGAACUAAAUGCUCUCUAAAUACUUUGGAACGUUGUUUUGCUUGAACAUUUUCAUAAGUCAACCAAAGUCACUACAUUUUUCUAUCUUCAACUGGGUUUCUGAUGGAAAUAAACGGCAUGAGCUAUUAUAA
Messenger RNA from Sceloporus undulatus (fence lizard), 3140 nucleotides. RefSeq names its product cilia and flagella associated protein 221 (gene CFAP221). Bases 381 to 3017 code for a protein of 878 amino acids. The transcript is spliced from 26 exons. Gene Ontology annotation, biological process: cilium movement; cilium assembly. Lineage: Eukaryota; Metazoa; Chordata; Lepidosauria; Squamata; Phrynosomatidae. The record is from RefSeq and is a predicted model, not a curated record. Gene Ontology annotation, cellular component: cilium.